Messenger RNA from Scomber scombrus (Atlantic mackerel), 1194 nucleotides. Its product is annotated as MANSC domain-containing protein 4-like. Lineage: Eukaryota; Metazoa; Chordata; Actinopteri; Scombriformes; Scombridae. The record is from RefSeq and is a predicted model, not a curated record. The transcript has 3 exons. The coding region runs from base 1 to 1194 and encodes 397 amino acids.
AUGAAUGUCACAUGGGGUUUGCUGACGGUUUUGAGUCUGGUGUGCAACACUGAGUCGAGGUGCUCACCGACGUCCUAUUAUAAAAACUGCUGGAUCCGACGCUUCCCUGGUAUUUUCAUCGACAUUGAGGAGUCUCAGAGGAGAGGAGCGCAGCUUUUGAAGUAUUACCAAGAGGAGACCGCGCUGAAAUGCAGCCGCACCUGCUGCCUCACGAGAAAUUUUUCUUGUAAUCUGGCCAUAUUUCACUAUGAUACAACUCAAGAAAACGUGAACUGCUUCCACCUGCACUGCCCCACACUGGAGAGCUGUAUUCUCAGCCACAGAGGCAACGUUGUUCUCUACAAUAUCACAAAAGGUGUGGAUCCUGACCUGUUGGUGUUUGGAAAAUACUUCACAACCAAUGUGCGUGUGUUACCUCACCACUACAGUCGAAUCAAUGCCUCAGAUCCACUGCCCUCAGACAAGCGCCAGUUCAUUCACCCACCUCCACCCUUGCCUCUGACUUCAGCACCCACAGUUAAACCCUCCAGCACAGCAGCCAAAGUGCUCACCACCUCUGCACUGCAUAGCACCACUCAGCCUGCAACAGUUUCCACAACUGCAACUGCCAUACCAGCGGCUUCUCCAGCAGCCCUGUGGAGUCCUGCACAGACAACGACCACUUCUCCUACACCCAGCUUUACUUUGCUUCAAACCACAGCCACCACCCUUGGCCCUCACAAUGCCCAGACCACUCCUGCCCCCCCGUCUGCUUCCACUCUGGAGGUUACCAUGACUACACAGCCAUCCACAACCACCUCUACCUAUCAAUACACCACCACCUUUUCUCAGUCAGCCACCGGCCCUCCAACAUCCACAGCCCUUAUGGGCAACAUAGAGAGCACCAAACAGCACCCCAAUGACACCAAGGGCGGCGUGGGCAGGAACCACACUGCAGGCAGUGAGGGAGAUCAGGGUGCCAGUGGAGAGGACACCUUUGGGGGUUUGGGUCAAGGGUGGCAUGUAGCCGCUCACACCCUGCUGGUGGCAGUGGCCAUCUGCAUCACAGUGUUGCUGAGCUGUUGUUGCUCCAUCCUGCUGGUUGUGAGCUGGAGGGGUCAGAGAAAGAGGAUGGGCCGCUAUCAUACGUCAUGGAAAGGGAAAAGAGGCUCCAUGCGUCUGAUAAAGUAUGUCCUGGUCAGAGAGAGCUCCUGA